Molecule: messenger RNA, 2856 nt
Organism: Cannabis sativa
Lineage: Eukaryota; Viridiplantae; Streptophyta; Magnoliopsida; Rosales; Cannabaceae
Product: putative disease resistance RPP13-like protein 1
Exons: 5
Coding region: 1-2856 (951 amino acids)
Molecular function (GO): nucleic acid binding; ADP binding; RNA-DNA hybrid ribonuclease activity
Source: RefSeq, a predicted model, not a curated record
AUGACUUUCUCCCUGUGUCUGACAUUCUUCACACUCGUCAUAUUGCGGUCUCCGGCCGAUGUUCUCUAUGUAAUAGAGCAAAUGAAACAAUUUUUCAUGCUCUUUUUAUUGCAAACGUGCAAAAAAGAAGAAUACCAUGCUGCCAACAUCAAGAAGACUGCUGGUUUUUCUACACCAGUAGCAGCACAACAUGCGGCUGUGUCACGGAAUAUGGAUUGGAUGAACCCUCCUUCGGGUCGCCUGAAAUUGAACACAGAUUCAACGAUUGACACAAUGAAUAAUCUUUCUGGUUUUGGAGCAGUCCUCAGGAAUUGUUCAAGCCAAAUUAUAGCUGCCAUGGCUAUCCCCUUUCAAGGAUGUUUCUCACCAGAAAUUACAGAAGCUUUAGCUCUUAUGCAUAGUCUUCAAUGGAUCAAGGAAUCUGCUAAUAAUGCUGUGCACCUGCUUGCGCGGUUUGGUCUUUCAGUGGAAUCUAAAUGUUUAUGGAUGGAGGAAAUGCCUCCUCCCCUAAUGCCUAUUUUUGAGGAAAACAAAGAGACACUGGUUCGAUGGUCGGACCACAUGGUCCGAUGGGGUCCGAUUGGAAGAAAAAUUGUCAACAAGUGCAAGGGCGUUCCUUUAGCUGUAAAAUCAAUGGCUGGUCUUUUACGAUCGAUGCGAACUUGUGAAGAUUGGAGACAUGUACUACAAAGUGAUGCGUGGAAAAGACAUGACUGUCGCGACAUCGGAAUUGUUCCAGCUUUGUGGUUGAGCUAUAGAUUUCUACCUCCUUAUUUGAAGCCUUGUUUGUCUUAUCUAUCAAUAUUUCCCAAAGAUUACGAAUUUCGUGAUGUUGAUAGAAAACAACUAAUUUUGAUAUGGAUGGCGGAAGGUCUUUUACAGCCUCAAGAAGGAAGAACAAUUCAAAAUGUUGGAGAAGACUACUUGAAUGCUUUAAUAUCGAGAUCAUUUUUUCAAAGAAACACAAGAAAUGAUUCUUUUUCUAUGCACGAUCUUAUUCAUGAUCUUGUUGUGUAUGUAUCUGGUCAGAGUUUUUUAUUGUAUGAUCGCUACACAAAAGACUUGCACGAGCUAAGUAGCAAGACUCAUCAUCUAUGUUACUAUUAUUUAUUCAAUACAAAAGAAAUUGACUUUACUAAAGUGAAGAAUUUGCGCAGCCUGAUUUCAUUACCAUUUAGUUCAAUUUCACCUUCAUGUCUUGAAACAUUUGUGCAAGAAGUUGUGUUAAGGAAUGGAGGACUAAGAGUUCUUUCUUUUGUUGGAGAGCAUAUUGAUUCGAUUAGAAAUUUAAAGCAUUUGAGGUACUUGGAUGCAUCGAGUAGAGAAGUGAAAGAGUUACCUGCUUCUAUUUGUGGGUUGCACAAUUUGGAAACACUGUUGUUGAGUGAGUGCAGAAUGCUCACCCAGUUGCCUGAUUCGAUUGGAAAUUUAAAAUAUCUCAGGUACUUAGAUGUAUCUUACACAAAAGUCAAAGAGUUACCUGAUUCUGUGUGUCUCCUGUAUAAUCUGGAAACACUCUUGUUGGAAUCUUGCAAUGAACUCACUUUGUUGCCUACCAAAAUAUGUGAGCUAAUCAACCUUCGCCAUCUUAACAUCAAAUGGUCGUCAGUAGAAGAGAUGCCGCCGAGGAUAUGCAACAUGAAAAAUCUUCAAAAGUUAAGUGAUUUUGUUUUGUGUGAAAAUGAUGGGUACAAGAUCAAAGAGUUGGGUAGGUUGGAUAAUCUCCAUGGACGCUUGUGUAUUUCAGGGCUUGAGCAUGUUAGAGAAGUGAGUGAUGUUUUAGAAGUCAACUUAAAUCACAAAGAGUAUCUCACAGAGCUUAGAUUGGAAUGGAAAUGGUAUUGUGAAACAAAUGAUUCUAUUAGGGACAGAGAAAUACUUACUGCACUCCAACCACAUCCAAAUUUGAAGAGCCUCGAGAUAGUCUGUUAUGAAGGUACGAAAUUGCCGGAGUGGGUAGUAGAUCCAUUGUACUCUAAUUUGGAAGUAGUUUUUCUAAGCGGUCAAAAUUGUUGUUUGUCUUUACUAUCAUUUCAGCGCCUGCGUUCAUUGAAAAAGCUUGAUAUUGUGGGCAAAAUCCAUGUAUCUAAUGAAUUUUGUAAUAAUUCUUCGCAUGAUUCAUUUCCAGUUUUAGAAGAGAUACAUCUCGAAAGGAUAACUGCAUUAGAUUGGUCGUCUAUCAAUACAAAUUAUCAAAAUGGUGACAUUUUCCCCUGUUUGAAGAGCUUUGCUUUACAUUCCUGUAGGAGUGUAAAGGUGGCAUUACCUAUGGGUAAUUUUCCAUCUUUGGAAGUGCUCUAUGUUAUCAGUUGUGAUGAAUUGGUGACUGUAUUUCCAUCCAGUAGUACUGAUAUUGAUGUUGCAUAUCCCUCCCUUAAAAGUUUGAAAAUAAAGGAGUGUUCAAGGUUGGAGUUAGUUUCAGAAAUGGGAUUACUGCCCGUUUCUUUAGAAAGUCUACAUAUUGAAUCCUGCAAUACGGUGAUAGGAAGUCGUAUGCAAUGGAAUUUGCAGAGACUCUCAAAGUUGACUGAAUUAACACUUGGCGAUUAUGGAGGAGUGGUGGAUUCAUUUCCCGAGGAAGGGCUGCUCCCACCUAGUUUGACAAUUCUUUACAUAAUGAACUUUGAUAAGCUUACAGCUCUAAACGCCAAUGGUUUUCACCACCUCACCUCACUUCAACAGUUGCUGCUUUUUAGGUUGGAAAAGUUAGAGUGCUUGCCAAUAGGACUUCCCCAGACUCUUACUACUUUGUGGAUAGAAGAUUGUCGUCUGUUAAUUCCAAGUGAUAGUUCGUUGGAUGAGGUGAGGACUGAGGAGCCGUUGGUGUCAUUUAGCACGGACUUGUGUGACUUUUGA